Messenger RNA from Clunio marinus, 2423 nucleotides. The record is from the annotation of a GenBank genome assembly. NCBI's taxonomy places the organism in Eukaryota, Metazoa, Arthropoda, Insecta, Diptera, Chironomidae.
UGUUUUGAAUGUUACCUAACUUUAUCCAAUCAAAACAUUUGCUUAAUUUUUUCACACUUAAUAGAACCAAAUCAUGGCUGGAGUCUUUCGAUUCGGUGUGGUCGGAAUUAUCAAUAGGACAUCAUCCAAGCCACUGGCUAAGGCUACCAUCCCUUGUAUCAUCCAGUCUUGUAAUAUUUCGGGAAAAAUUAUACGAGCAACACAAAAUAUCGUGAAACCCAAACCCUAUCCAUACAAAACAAAACCUUAUGGAUUAUCUCAAGCUCUUUUUGAUAGAACAAUGAAAAGAUUAGAUGAGAAUUCAAAGAUGAUUGUCGUCGAGGGUCCGAUUGCUGCAGGUAAAAGUGCAUUUGCUAAAGAACUUGCAGACGAUCUCGAUAUGCUCUACCUUCCUCAACCAACAAUGGAUACGAUUUAUAUCAACGAGUAUGGUUACGACUUGCGUCAACUCGAUCCUCAAUUACCUGAAAGUUGUAAAAGUUACGACGUUAAAAAUUUCUGUCUAGACCCAAACGGCUUGAAUGCUGCUAACUUUCAAAUUCGUAUGCUGAUAAUUCGUUACAUGAAUUAUGUUGAUGGCUUAGCACAUAUUCUGUCAACUGGUCAAGGUGUUGUGACCAACCGUUGCCCAUUUUCUGACUUCAUUUUCGUCGAAGCAAUGCAUAAACAUGGAUACAUGUCAAAAGGCGCUCGUUCUGUUUAUUACGAUCUUUGUGCUAACACUAUGACGGAAAUUCUGAAGCCUCAUUUGAUCGUCUAUCUUGAUGUGCCUGUUUCGAAAGUCAAAGAAAACAUCAAGAAACGUGGCGUUGACUAUGAAGUUAAAUCGAAAGUUUUUACUGAUGCUUAUCUUAAUGAUCUUGAAUCGUUUUAUAAGCAACGAUAUCUGAAAGAAAUCACACAACACUCAGAGUUACUUGUCUACGAUUGGUCGAAUGGCGGUGAGACAGAAGUUGUCGUUGAAGAUAUUGAACGUAUUGACUUUGAUCGUUAUGAUCAACACGAUCCAAAAUUAAAGGAUUGGCGUUUAGGAAAUGAUUGGGAAUGGUGCGAAAUGAGAAUGCGUUUCACAAAUGAAAAAGGUGAGUUGAUGAAUUUCUUCAACGUUCCACGUUUCGAUGUUCCUGAGCUCACAAUUGAAGCAGAAGAUUCAAAAAUCUACGAAGAAAUUUGGGACAACGCACCAGGCAACAGAUAUUUGAAAGGAUAUAAUAAAGAAAUGGGAGACACUGGAAUUCUUUUCAAGAAUAAAACUCCCACUUACUCUUAAUUUAAUACAUUUAGAAGACAAACAAAUGGUUAUGUUCGUUCCCUUCUCCCAUCAGAAGAAUGAAUAAAAAAAAUUAACAAAAAAGUUUAUUGUAAAUUAGACGACAAAUUCAUUGUUUCUGUUUUUAAAAAGUUCCUCGUUCUCUUUCAGCUUUUCUUUGGAAGUAUCGUUGAAGAGCUUCAUCAAAAACUUCACCAACAGUUCGCUUUUUCCAAAUAUCAAUUUUUUGUUUAGGUUCUGCUAAUUCUUGUUCUGCUUCGUCUUCUUUUUUUAAUUCUGGUUCAUUUUCUUCAUUUUUCAUAUCUGCAGAUACUUUUUCUUCUUUUAAUGUAGCUGGUUCUUGUUUCUGAAUUUUAUUUGUUUCUUUUUUGUCAUUUUCAUCUUCACUCGAACUUGAAUCUAUACUGAAGUCGCUGUCAGCAUCAAGAUUACACGAUAAAUGAGCUUUUUUAUCAUUUGCAUUUUGAGCUGUUUCAGAAACUUCAUCUUUGUCACUUUCAUCAUCAUUUAAAUCAGCAGAAGAUUUUCUCUUUCGAUAAUUUUUCUUUUUACCAGAUUCAGCAGAGACAGGAUCAGCUGCAAUCUUCGAUUUUGAUUUAUUUGCAUCUUCUGGGGCCAUUUUUUGUUCAUAAAUAUGACGAUAAAAUCCUGACAAAUCUUGUUGUUUAGUGACAUCGCCAAUAUUUUCAAGGUAAGCUUCACGUUCCUCAGCUUUUUCGGCUUCUUUCAUCUCUUCAAGUUUCUUUCGAUACGAACUUGUUACAAAUGAUUCUUUGUCUUUGUACAUGUUUCCUUCAGCUUCUCUUUCUUUCUGAACUUGUCUUUCAAUUCUUCUUUCAUGUUCCUUCUUACGUUUAUCAGCUGUUUCAAGUAAUUUUGCAAUAUAUUUGGGUGUUUUUGCAUCAGAAGUCUUUUUUGCAAGUUUCUCUUCUUUUCUUUUCUGCUCCAUUUCAUCAUAAACUUCAUCGUAUUGAAAAAUAUUGGGAUCCUCAGCAAGAGCUUCUUGUUGAAGUUUUAUCGCUUGCUUUUUGAGAACAGCACUAGAAUCAAUUGUACGUGGCUUCUUAACAGGUGCAUCUUCAUCGCUAGAAGAAUCUCCAAAGAUGUUUUUUACUUUCGUUGUUUCCUUUUUCGAUUUGUCAGGUUUGAUGAG